GCCCACGAAGGAUGGCGAGGCCUGGGUUUGAAUGAAGUCGUUCGUCCCCGGUUUUCAGACUUCGAUGUGUAAGAAGGCCGCCUUCCCAUCCGCCAACAAUCUGUUUGGGUUAGGGUAGAUAAGAAAACCUAAAGAAGAUCAUGGGAGCAGAAGAAGAGCAGAAGGGAAAGCAAGCAAAUGAGCAGCCAAGGUCUCAUCCCAUAACAGAGACAGAGUUCCUCACCUGGAAACGCCGAAAGGAUGCAGAUGCCUCAGCUAGAAAAGCUGAAGCAGCUAGGAAACGUGCAGAAGAUAUAGCUGCCGGGACGGUGCAAAUGAAUGGGCGGGAGCUGUUCUUGCAUGAGCCGUGGGUGUUUGAUAGCUCUCAAUACUGAAGGUUAGUUUUGGUUCAAGAGCGCAUCAAGCUAUUUUAGAGGCAAAAUAUACAGGCUUAUUCCUUCAACAUUCUUGCUUGUUUGACUUAACAUUCGUCGUUUGGGUCAAAUUUAUGUUGCAUUCAUGUAAUUAAAUUCAAUUGAAUUGAAUUCCAGCAUUCAUGAAUUACAAAUCGUAGUGAUAUCUUUGUCUUCAACAGGUCCCUAAGCUGAAACUGUUGUGGUUGUGACACCAAAACAGAAGAAUAUUAUUGAUCUUUUAUGAGAAAAGAGCUGUUUGUUUUGCUGAUAUCUGUUACAUGAUAGUCUAUAAAUUAAUUGAUUUGUCUUCCUCUUGCUUGUAUAAAUUAUCAAUUGAGUUAUUCAACACUAGUUGUUUAAUAACAUGAUCAACCUGGUGGUAAGCAAUAUGAUUUGAUAUCUUCCCUUGGAA
Messenger RNA from Hevea brasiliensis (rubber tree), 807 nucleotides. RefSeq lists its product as uncharacterized. Lineage: Eukaryota; Viridiplantae; Streptophyta; Magnoliopsida; Malpighiales; Euphorbiaceae. The transcript is spliced from 2 exons. The coding region runs from base 141 to 374 and encodes 77 amino acids. The record is from RefSeq and is a predicted model, not a curated record.